Molecule: messenger RNA, 702 nt
Organism: Desarmillaria tabescens
Lineage: Eukaryota; Fungi; Basidiomycota; Agaricomycetes; Agaricales; Physalacriaceae
Product: Gpr1 family protein
Exons: 5
Coding region: 1-702 (233 amino acids)
Cellular component (GO): plasma membrane
Molecular function (GO): acetate transmembrane transporter activity
Source: RefSeq, a predicted model, not a curated record
AUGUCAUCCACUGAUAUCGAUAAGCUCGAGUCUGGCAUCACUGAGGAUAUCACCCAUCGCUCGAUACAAGGCCACUUCGCUAACGCCAACCCGCUGCCUCCACCCAUCGCCGCCCUGCCUCCUCCAUCUAAUGGUGCUGUCUUGGGUCUCUUCUCCUUCGGUGCUACCUGUAUUACCUUUUGUCUUUACAACGCGCAGGCCAGUGGAGUCACCAUCUCCAACGCUAUAGUCGGCAUGGCUCUAUUCGUCGGCGGUGUAUCCCAGUUUACAGGUGGGGUUAUCGAAUUUUGCCGCAGAAGCACCUUCACCGGAUCAGUUUUCUGUAUCUACGGAAAUUUCUGGCUAUCGUAUGCAGCCGUCCUACUUCCGGGAACUGGGAUUGCGGCUGCAUAUGAAGGCGAAGCCGACAUGCUCGGUGAUGCCCUCGGUAUUUACCUCGUCGUAUGGACCCUCAUCACCGUCAUGUUCUUGAUUGUCGCCCUUCGAAAAACCGUAGCCUUGAUUCUCUUGUUGAGUAUCCUUGCUGUGACGUUCCUCCUGCUCUCUGUAGCCCAAUUCACUGGAAAUUCAACUAUUGCAAAGGCAGGAGGUAUUGUCGGCGUCGUGACAGGCUUUGGUGCAUUCUAUGUCGGUCUUGGGGAGCUACUUGCUGCGGACCCCUUCCCACCUUUCCUCUUGCCUCAGGGCGUUUUCAAGCAUUAG